Tremella mesenterica DSM 1558 is the source of this 459-nucleotide messenger RNA. RefSeq lists its product as uncharacterized. Gene Ontology annotation, molecular function: RNA binding. The transcript has 4 exons. NCBI's taxonomy places the organism in Eukaryota, Fungi, Basidiomycota, Tremellomycetes, Tremellales, Tremellaceae. The record is from RefSeq and is a predicted model, not a curated record. Bases 1 to 459 code for a protein of 152 amino acids.
AUGAACGCACAAGAUUCAAUACCUAUAGCUGGUUCAUCUAAAAAAUCUACCGUCUACAUUGCUGGUAUCGCUCCCGAGGUGAACGAGCAACAACUUUUAGAGGCCUUUGUGACUUUUGGUGAUAUAAUCGAUAUAAAAAUCCCUACAGAACCACAUGAACCAAACAAACAUAGAGGUUUCGCUUUCUUAACAUUCGCAAACCCUGCCGAUGCUCAAGAUGCUAUAGAUAAUUACGACUUAAAUGAAUUACCAGGUUAUAAAGGUCGUGGGAAAUUUCUGAAAUGUAGUAUAGCUCAACCGAAUAGAUAUGGUAAUGAAGGUGAAGGAGAUAAAUUUGAUAGACCUGUAUGGGAAAGUGAAGAAUGGCUUAAGAAAUAUGCCAAACCUUUGGAUCAAAACGGAGCUAUCAACACUCAACCAGAGGGUCAAAGUAACCCCGACGAAGAAGAAUCUUCAUAG